CUAAGUGUGGACCACCACUUAUCUAAAUCACUUUAGACAGUUUGGCUGCAGAGAAACAUCAGACAUUGGUGCUGGGACUUCAUUCAGGUUUCAUCUGAAGAAUGACAGAGAACUACAUUAACGUCACCUUCCUGAAUGGCAGUAAUGAAUACAUCAAGGAUGAGUAUUUCGAAAAAGUCAAAUUCAUAAUGCACGUGGUAACGCGCAUCAUCAUCAGUAUCGGCCUUCCUCUGACACUUAUGACCAUCUAUGCUCUUUUCUCUCUGGUACGAAAGGAUCAUGUGGCUCCAAUCUACGUCAUCAACCUUCUUAUUUCUGACCUCAUUCAGCUCUGCUGCAUGCUCAUUCAUGAAACAAAACAACAUGAGUCUCAUACCAUUGUAUUUUAUUCUUACUAUUGUGGCCUACUGACCAGUGUUGGCUUCAUGGUGUGUGUCUCACUGGAAAGAUAUUUGAUCAUCGCCCACCCACUGUGGUACCGCUUCAAACGGACCAUCAAGAACUCUGUGGUGGUCAGUGUUGUAGUCUGGCUCAUACCUCCUGUCUUUUUCCUCACAGUGUUUCGCUGGUUUACUUUUGAUGUGGCAAGAAGCAUCUUCGCCAUUUUCCUAAUCCUUCCCUUCCCACUGUUCAUAUUCUUCCUGGUUGGGACCCUCAGAGCCCUCUCUGCUUCCGUCUCCGUCCCCUCUGAAGAAAAACAACGAAUUGUUGGAAUUUUGGUCCUGGUGCUGCUCAUUUACACACUGCUGUUCCUUCCAAUCACGAUUUUGUUCCUGAACAGGAACAGAUCUGACAGAACUCUGACUGACCUAGCUCUCAUGUUUGCUAAGCUGAGUCCUCUUGCAGACUUAAUUCUGUAUGUUUUCUUUAGGAAAGCGUCAAUUAGUAAGCUUUUUACCACUGUGAACUGUUGCAGAGUUGCCGACACUGACACCAACAUAUCAACAGUAUGAAUGUUGACAACAUUUUGACAGUAAGCUCGAUGGAGGAAGAGAGAAUGAGGAGAAAUCAGACCAAAAUCCACUCUCACUUUAGAACAAAUGUAUUUCUCACAAAACUUUAUUUGUUUAGCUAUGUUGUUAUUCUUGACAGUUAAAUACACUUUAUACUUUUCUUAACUUUCUAAUCUUCUGAUCAAUAAAAGCUUUACCUGUACAAUGAAGUGGUUAGCAUGUCAGCUUUUAGGAUGUGAGAGAAGGUCCUAUGUAUUGUAAAUUUGACAAAAUGAAAUAUUAUAUCACAGUCUUGCUCAUUACAUUUUAAUAAUACUAUGACAUACAA
Labrus bergylta (ballan wrasse) is the source of this 1281-nucleotide messenger RNA. RefSeq names its product G-protein coupled receptor 4-like. The record is from RefSeq and is a predicted model, not a curated record. Gene Ontology annotation, cellular component: plasma membrane. Gene Ontology annotation, molecular function: G protein-coupled receptor activity. Gene Ontology annotation, biological process: positive regulation of Rho protein signal transduction; phospholipase C-activating G protein-coupled receptor signaling pathway. NCBI's taxonomy places the organism in Eukaryota, Metazoa, Chordata, Actinopteri, Labriformes, Labridae.